This is a messenger RNA of Pongo pygmaeus (Bornean orangutan), 2079 nucleotides long. It is a transcript of the gene CPVL, whose product is annotated as carboxypeptidase vitellogenic like. Gene Ontology annotation, biological process: proteolysis. The coding region runs from base 509 to 1939 and encodes 476 amino acids. NCBI's taxonomy places the organism in Eukaryota, Metazoa, Chordata, Mammalia, Primates, Hominidae. Gene Ontology annotation, molecular function: serine-type carboxypeptidase activity. The transcript has 14 exons. The record is from RefSeq and is a predicted model, not a curated record.
AAACAAAGAAAAUCAAGUCUGCGAGGAGCGAGGGUUUGCUCCCCUCUGCUCCGGAUUUGGGUGUCCAGGGUAGCGGGCGCGGCACGGCAAACAGGUCGGGGCGCUCAGCUUCACCCCAACCUUCUCCGCCCCGCCAGCCCCCGCUCCAGCUGCGCCAGAAAGUGCGAGCCUGCCCGCUCCUUUCGCUUUUCGCUCGCUGCACCCCAAGCCCCAGAACACCCGCGUCCGCACACUAAGGGCACCACCGCUCUCCCACCUCUGCGCUGUCAGAUGUCAGGCGCGGAGGUGCUCUGGGCACCGAGGUGCUGGCGAACCAAACAAGUGUCACCCUGGACGUCUGCCCCCACUCCGAGAGAGCGGGCGGGACGGCCACAGGCUUGAUUGCUGUAAGUUGAACACGUCAGUGGCAGGGGCACCAGCUGCACAACCCUAGGAGCCACCAAACACAGUGUAUUCUAUAUAAAUGUUGCUGCCAGGAACCCCAGUUCAAACUACAAUACACUGAGAGAUGGUUGGUACCAUGUGGAAGGUGAUUGUUUCGCUAGUCCUGUUGAUGCCUGGCCCCUGUGAUGGGCUAUUUCGCUCCCUAUACAGAAGUGUUUCCAUGCCACCUAAGGGAGACUCAGGACAGCCAUUAUUUCUCACCCCUUACAUUGAAGCUGGGAAGAUCCAAAAAGGAAGAGAAUUGAGUUUGGUCAGUCCUUUCCUAGGACUGAACAUGAGGAGUUAUGCCGGCUUCCUCACCGUGAAUAAGACUUACAACAGCAACCUCUUCUUCUGGUUCUUCCCGGCUCAGAUACAGCCAGAAGAUGCCCCAGUAGUUCUCUGGCUACAAGGUGGGCCGGGAGUUUCAUCCAUGUUUGGACUCUUUGUGGAACAUGGGCCUUAUGUUGUCACAAGUAACAUGACCUUGCGUGACAGAGACUUCCCCUGGACCACAACGCUGUCCAUGCUUUACAUUGACAAUCCAGUGGGCACAGGCUUCAGUUUUACUGAUGAUACCCACGGAUAUGCAGUCAAUGAGGACGAUGUAGCACAGGACUUAUACAGUGCACUAAUUCAGUUUUUCCAGAUAUUUCCUGAAUAUAAAAAUAAUGACUUUUAUGUCACUGGGGAGUCUUAUGCAGGGAAAUACGUGCCAGCCAUUGCACACCUCAUCCAUUCCCUCAACCCUGUGAGAGAGGUGAAGAUCAACCUGAAAGGAAUUGCUAUUGGAGAUGGAUAUUCUGAUCCCGAAUCAAUUAUAGGUGGCUAUGCAGAAUUCCUGUACCAAAUUGGCUUGUUGGAUGAGAAGCAAAAAAAGUACUUCCAGAAGCAGUGCCACGAAUGCAUAGAACACAUCAGGAAGCAGAACUGGUUUCAGGCCUUUGAAAUACUGGAUAAACUACUAGAUGGCGACUUAACAAGUGAUCCUUCUUACUUCCAGAAUGUUACAGGAUGUAGUAAUUACUGUAACUUUUUGCGGUGCACGGAACCUGAGGAUCAGCUUUACUAUGCGAAAUUUUUGUCACUCCCAGAGGUGAGACAAGCCAUCCACGUGGGAAAUCGGACUUUUAAUGAUGGAACUAUAGUUGAAAAGUACUUGCGAGAAGAUACAGUACAGUCAGUUAAGCCAUGGUUAACUGAAAUUAUGAAUAAUUAUAAGGUUCUGAUCUACAAUGGCCAACUGGACAUCAUCGUGGCAGCUGCCCUGACAGAGCACUCCUUGAUGGGCAUGGACUGGAAAGGCUCCCAGGAAUACAAGAAGGCAGAAAAAAAAGUUUGGAAGAUCUUUAAAUCUGACAGUGAAGUGGCUGGUUACGUCCGGCAAGUGGGUGACUUCCAUCAGGUAAUUAUUCGAGGUGGAGGACAUAUUUUACCCUAUGACCAGCCUCUGAGAGCUUUUGACAUGAUUAAUCGAUUCAUUUAUGGAAAAGGAUGGGAUCCUUAUGUUGGAUAACCUACCUUCCCAAAAGAGAACAUCAGAGGUUUUCAUUGCUGAAAAGAAAAUCAUAAAAACAGAAAAUGUCAUAGGAAUAAGAAAAUUAUCUUUUCAUAUCUGCAAGAUUUUUUCAUCAAUAAAAAUUAUCCUUGAAACAA